GAAAAAAAUAUUAACCACAUUUUUUCAAAGUCUUUAAAACUGCUGUAUCAGUUGUCCAAUAUGUUGAAGAUUAUUUUACUUUUUAUGGCAUAUUUGGCCCUCGCUACGGGAAUGAAAGUCAACCUAACCAGAUACAUGUUCUACAUAAAUAAGAAGGGAGCUGAAAACACAUACCUUAGAGCAGAAGAUAUUAAGAAGGAAAACGUUUCAGAUACAGAGGAUAUUACCUUGACUUGGAGAAACGAGUAUGCUAAGUGGAAGGAAGAUAGGCUGAAGAUGGAUCUUUACAUACACUAUGGGACGAAACAUCCAUCACAAAUUACACGUUUUAAAAUAUGCGAUGAAAAUCAUUCCAGAGGCAUCGAUGGUUUGGCAGGACAUUGGUUUGAUCUUUUUGUAGCUAACUACAAAAAAGAUAGUAGGUGCCCUAUUCCAAACGAAAGUAAGGCAGUCAAUCCAGGGCAUCUCCUGUACUCAAGGAGUAUUACAACUGGGAUUUAUUGUAACGAUCCUGCUACUGUACAUUUGUUAAUAUAUGAGAAUAUGCUUCGUUUGAGCGAUUAUGGACGACAAUAUGACGAUCAACAUAAAAUUUUUGAAGUAGCUUAUACAGGGAUUUUCACAGAAUGUGGUUAAUACAAGAACAAAAAAAAAGUUUUUAAAAUGAAGUAUUUGGUCUAAACUCACCACAUUCCUGUGAAUCUAGGCUCGGCCUUUUUUAAACAUGUCACUUACUGUAAAAGUAAAUUUGAAUAAAGGUUUGUACAACUUACAAAAA
Belonocnema kinseyi is the source of this 778-nucleotide messenger RNA. RefSeq lists its product as uncharacterized. The record is from RefSeq and is a predicted model, not a curated record. Lineage: Eukaryota; Metazoa; Arthropoda; Insecta; Hymenoptera; Cynipidae. The transcript is spliced from 4 exons. Bases 61 to 636 code for a protein of 191 amino acids.